Messenger RNA from Rubroshorea leprosula, 3274 nucleotides. The record is from the annotation of a GenBank genome assembly. NCBI's taxonomy places the organism in Eukaryota, Viridiplantae, Streptophyta, Magnoliopsida, Malvales, Dipterocarpaceae.
GCUUCAAUUGGGAGGAUGCAAACUCUCCGAUAAAAAUAUCUCAUCUUUUCUCCAACCAGUCAACCACCAAGCCUAGCACGAAUGGAUGUCCCUGUCCUCACUCCCAUUGUAGAUUUCACAAUAAAGAAGUUGAUUUCGGCUAUUGGCGAGCAAAUCAACCUUGCGGUGAGCUUUAAGAAGGAGCUUACAAGGCUCAAGGACAGACUAACCAUGAUCCGGGCUUUGUUGCAACGUGCAGGAGAAAGGGAGGUGACAGACCCAGCUGUCAAACUGUGGCUAGAGAGGCUGAGAGAUGUAGCUAGUGAUGCCGAUGACGUGCUGGACGAGGUUGCCUAUGAAAAUUUGAAGCGUAAAAUAGAAAUUCAAGACCAUAUGAGGAGAAAGGUGAGCUACUUCUUUUCCCACUCCAAUCCUCUUAUAUUUCAGAGUAAGAUGGCUAAGAAGAUUAAAAAUAUUAUUGCCUUUGUGGAUGAUAUUAACAAGCAGGCCCAAGGGUUUGGACUUCAACCCAUACCUGUUGGCCUGGGCGUGGAACAUGGAAGAGGAAACCCACAGACUUCCUCUUUUUGUGAUGUGUCACAAGUUGUAGGGAGAGAUGAUGAAGUGUCCAGAAUAGUGGAGUUGCUAAUAGAGUCUACUAAUCAACUACCCCUUUGUGUCAUAUCUAUUAUAGGUAUGGGGGGUUUAGGCAAAACCACUUUAGCACAAUUUGUGCGCAACAAUGUGUGCAUCAAAAAUGAUUUUGCUAAAAUAAUGUGGGUUUGUGUGUCUGAAAAUUUUGAUGUGGAAAGAAUUUUAAAGGAGAUGUUAGAGUCUGUGACUGGGUCUGGUUGUGGAAAUAUUACAAAUGUGGAUACUGUCAUUCAAAACAUACGAAAUGAGUUGGCAGAGAAAAACUAUCUUCUCAUAUUAGAUGAUGUGUGGAACUUAGAAAGGCAAAAAUGGGAAGAAUUAAGGAGUCGUCUGCUAGGAAUAGGUAACAAUUCCAGGAGUCGGAUUGUUGUGACUACUCGAGAUGAAAGGGUAGCAUCAACCAUGGGAACAUUUCCUGAACACAAGUAUCAUCUUAAGGAGCUGGAGAAGGAUGAAUGUUUGUCUAUAAUCAAGCAAAGGGCAUUUAGGAACUCUUCAAUACCUUCAGAUUUGGAACCCAUUGGAAGGGAAAUUGCUGAAAAAUGUGGAGGUGUGCCUUUAGUUGCAAAUGUUAUUGGGGGAACUUUGUGCAAUAACAGGAACAUAGAUGACUGGUUGUCAAUUAAAAAUAAAAUGAAUGCACUGGAAUCACAGAAGGAAGAUGGUGGGAUCUUAUCUAUCCUAAAAUUAAGUUUUGAUAGAUUACCAGAUCCAGCUUUGAAACAAUGUUUUGUAUUCUGUUCAAUUUUUCCCAAGGAUUAUGUCAUACAAAGGAAGAUACUAAUUGAGCUCUGGAUGGCUGAAGGAUUUAUUCAAUCACCUGAAGGAAGUUCCAAGUCAAUGGAGGAUAUUGGUAAUGAGUAUUUCAAUGACUUACUAUCAUAUUCCCUAUUUCAGGAUGUGGAAAGUGAUGACGAGUUGAAAGAUCUUACAUGCAAAAUGCAUGAUUUAAUUCAUGAUCUUGCUCAAUCUGUUUCAAAUCAUGAGAUGAUAGAUCUUAAAAGGCUACGAGUUCUCAAUCUCUGUGGUGCUAUUAUUGAAGAACUAUCUUUUCAUUUUGACAACAUGAAGAGUUUGAGGUUCUUGGACAUUUCAGAAACUGGAAUAGAAGAGUUACCCAAGUCCAUCAGCAAGUUGUAUAAUUUGCAAACAUUUAGAUUCAUGGAUUGUGAAUUUCUGGAAAUGCCUUCGGAAGGAAUUGGUGAUUUAAUCAACUUGAGGCAUAUUCACUUCAGUGACAGAGAUACCAUGCCUGCAAACGUGGGGAGGCUAACUAGUCUUCAAACGUUGGGAUCCUUCUAUGUGGGUACAAGAAAGGGCCUUAAAAUUGAAGAAUUGGGCAGCUUAAGCAGACUCAAGGGAAGUUUGAUGAUUGAGAAUCUUGAGCUUGUUAAAGACAAAUCAGAAGCAAAGCUAGCAAAACUACAUGAAAAGGCAGUUGACACGUUGGAAUUAUGGUGGAAACAUAACAGGAGUGAAUUAGAAGUAGAAGGCAAUCAUGAUGAAGAGGUUUUGGAAGGCCUUCAACCUCACCCGAAUCUACAAAAAUUAGUAAUUGGUUGUUAUGGAGGUAAAAACUUGCCGUCAUGGAUCUUGAGUAGCAAUGAAUUGUUCUCCCCCAACAAUUUCAAUUUAGUGGAACUGGUAAUUAAAGAUUGCAGAAAGCUAAAUAGCAUUGCAGUGAUCAAUGGGCUUUCAUCUCUAAAGCAGCUUUCAAUUUCUGAUUGUAGUGAAUUAACUAGUAUUGCUGACAGAGCAUUUGAAAAAAUGUCUCUUGAAAAAAUAACUAUACGGCGUUGUCAAAAGUUGGAGAACCUUGGAGCCACACGCCUUCCUCUUGGCUUGAAGGAAUUGUGGAUUGGUGGUUUCUCAAAAGAGACAGAGGAAUCCCUAGAUUUCAGUUUCAUUCACUACGUCCACACCUCCCUUGAAAGGUUGGGUUUGGGUGAGUGGCAAAAACUAACUCAGCUUCCACAUCAAAUUCAACAUCUCACUGCUCUGAGGGAAUUCAAAAUUUUGAGAUUCGAGAAAUUGGAUGCUUUACCGGAGUGGCUGGGAAACCUAUCCUCUCUUGAAAGUCUAGCGAUUGAGUGUUGCUCAAAUCUGGAAUGUUUGCCUUCUGCGGAAGCCAUUCUUCACCUCACCAAAUUGAAAAAGCUCAGAAUUCGGGGUUGCCCUGGAUUAAGCAUAAGUUGUAAUAAGGAAACCGGUGCUGAGUGGCCCAAAAUUUCCCACAUUCCAUACAUUGAUUUACAGUGAGAGAUCAUCCAUUCCCAAGAUUGAGGUUUCAAAGUGGCAAGAAGAGGCAUGGAAUUCUUCAAGUUUCGAAAAACCUGAGAUUGUCUGACACUGUCCCUCUGGAGACUUUUCUAGGAAAAUAGGAUAUGUCUUCUAUUUUCUUCUACUCCUCCUUUAUUUGUAUCAUUGUAUUUCCUGGACUUAUGUAAUGGCGAGGAUACUGUGUUUGUUCCAUGGCUUGUUUUAAUUUCUGUAAGAGAAUGCUAAACACUUGCUGGGUUCUGUAAAUGAUGAUUCAACUGUCUGUUGCAUGUGUCUGUAGAUAUGCUUAUAUAUAUCAGUGUAUGUUUUUAUGUCACUGGCUGUAAAAGUUAAAGAUACCUAACAAAUCCUCAUCCACUAA